UAGAGCAGGCAUAAGCAAAGUUUUUUGUCUUUGGGCUGCAUUGUGGGCCCAGCUGGGAAGGUCUGGCCAGGAAAGAGAGCAGCCAGGCACACACUGGCUGGGAUGGAUCCAGAAGAGUGAGGGCCUGGGAGAGUGCAGGGCCAGGAAGGGGCAGAUUAUUCUCAGGUUGUCCUGGCAUAAGGACAGGGCUGCUCACCCCAUCCUUAUGCUGGGAGGAAAAACAAGACAUGUUUGCGACUGCCGCGAUCCUCCUCCCCAAUACUCCUCCCUCAAUAUUUGGGCUUUCCUCUCAGUGUUAUGGCAGGAGGAGAGUGAGACAGGCAAUGUCCAAGAGCACCCCGGAGGGCUCUCAACCACUGUGUGCCUUUCUAUAUAAGGAUGUGGUGGGCUGCCGCAGCUUUAUUCCAAGAGGACAGGGAAAAUGAGGAGGGCCUGAGGUAAAUGCCUGUCAUAGAGUCUAUCAGGUUUGAGGCAUCCUGUGAUUAUUUCUUCAUGUUUUAUUCAGUGCUAUGUUCACCUGCUUUGCGUAGACAGACUUGUGCCAAACAGGGCAGGCAUCCUCAGCAGUUCAAUAAGACAAGGCCAGGGCUCAUGUUCUUAUUAAUUUUGGGUCUGCACCCCAUGUGGUGCCAGUACAUUUCUGCAGGAUGUUAUUGCAUGCAGCUACUUUGUACUUGGUGUUCAUGCAGUUUUUCCUAUAUGUUAGUAUAUGAUCUAAGGUGACACAGAGAUAUUUGGGAUGGGAACAGUGUUCGAGCUCUUGGCCUUCCGAGGUAACUAUCAGUUUUCUGUUGGCUUCAAGCUUACAUAGUUGGAAAGCUCAGACUAGUCUCUUGGCAGGGUUAGGCUUCAGGUGUUUAUCUUUGUAGUAGCUGGAGAGACCUUUCAGGGCAUUAGUAAGUUGGUUUUCCCACUGCUUUCAAGUCUUUUGCUUGUGUUGUUAGACCAAGGUCAUUAGCAUAUAUAAAGCUUUUUGUGAAUGGUGACUGUGGCUAAUUGUUGUAAAGAUAUUGAACAAGGUCGGUGCAAGAAAGCUACCUUGGGGUACAACCAUUCAACAGCGAUAAGAACAGGAUAUAUAUUGUUAUGCAAAUAUAAAUUUAAGGGGUGACUUGAUUUUUUUUUCUCUUGUCUUUUGAUCAGUGCCAUGGCAGAGGGUAGAGGCCCCACUCACCUUCUUGAUGUCUGUUAUCAAAAGUUCUCAGAAUUUCUGUUCAGUGCUGAAUACAAAUACUUGGUGUGGUUGCGGGAAAUUGAGGAGGAAGCACUGAAGAGGUUUGAAAGCAACUUCAAUGCUGAGCCUGAGCUGAUGCCCAAAACACCAUCUCAGAGAAAGAAUCGAAAGAAGAAGCGAUCCUCAUCAUUUCACUAUGAAAAUAAGGAGCUAACUCGAAAACGACUAUCUAGAAUGUGAAGUGGUAUAAAGACAGCAUGUUUUCAGAUGCUUUCCCAAUCUAAAGAGGGCCUAGAAAACUUUGAUGUGGAGAUAACAGAUUCCAUAUCUUACUGUAUAACAAGAUGUGCUAAAGAAGCAUCAGAAGUACAAAGUGAUAUAUCUCCAGAAGGAAGAGUAAUUGUUACUAAUUGUGGUCUAAGUGCUGAAGUAAAGGAGGAAGGGAAUGAUGGUGUAAAUAGAGCCCUAUGUUCAGAUGGCAGUUUGGUUCAUGUGGCUGGAACUGCAAUGAUGCUGCCAUCAGAAAAGACUGAAAAAGAGGAUGAUGCCUUCAGAUUAAGAAAUACACCAUCUCCAAAAGCGGCUUUCAAUGAGAAGUCAUCAAAUAGAGUGGAAGAAAUUCCAGCCCAAGGAUUGGUUAACAACUUGGUGUCAGCAGGGGAGCUUUUCCAGGAACUAAAGGAGAACACUGGAACCCCUGCAAGUUCCCAAUCAGGGCAUCGCCAUCCAAAUAGAGUACACAAGAACAAGAAAGUUUCCCUUGCGGAGAGGUAUUCACUAAGUAACAAAAGGAAAAGCAUGGUUCGGAAAUCCCUCAGCAGGGCAAUGGCCAAGAAGAAAGCAGCUCAAGACUCCUCAUCUGUCUGUAGCCAAGUCAACUCUCAUAGUUCUCUUGAAGUGUUUAUGGAUGAUGAAACAAGUGAUCAUGGGAAACAAAGUUAUAAGUGCUCAGUUGAUGAUCUGCCUUCUGUCCAGAACAUGCAAGAUGAAAACAAUUCCAGUCACAAAACGACAUCCUCUCAUGCAAACAAGAUCAUACGACCAUUCAAAAACUACUUCCAGUCUAUACAGAAAAAUCAACUACUCAAACCUUCAGGGUCACCAGUAAAUAAUAGUGUUAAACACAGCACACCCACUAGACCUCCCACCAAGGGCGAUUUUGUUGAAAAACAGCGACAGCGUCUGGAAAGUCUCAGGAAAAAGCAGGAAGCAGAGCAGCAGAGGAAGCAAAAAGUGGAGGAAGAAAAGAGACGACGAUUGGAAGAAAUAAAAUUAAAGCGUGAAGAAAGGCUAAGAAAGGCACUCCAAGCCCGAGAGCGGGUGGAGCAGAUGGAGGAAGAAAAGAAGAAGAGACUUGGACAGAAGUUGUCUCAACAGGAGGAAAAGAGUGAAAAGGUGAGAGAAGAGAAAGCAGCAGAGGAGAAGAACAGGAAGAAGAAGUCAAUUAAGAAAACGGGGGAAGCAGAAACCCGGAAACAAAAAAUGCUGCAGGUGGAAGAAGAGCCAAAGCUUCAAGAGCAACAAGAAAAAUGGAAGACAGUUGGGGAAAUUAGAAAAAUGCUUGAGCACAAUAAGGCAAAACAGGAAAAAGGGUGAGCAUUUUGCUUCCAUAGUUACAAGAAGGAGUGCAUCUCAAAUUCAGUGUGUUGCGAACCAGACAAUUUGGGGUCAGUGGAAAAUGGCAGCUUCCAAAACUGAAAAUUGUUAGUUCGAUGUGGCCAGCAUGAGUGUAUGGAGCGCUGUUACCUUCCCGCUGCAGCAGUACCUAUUGAUCUACUCACAUUUGCAUGUUUGUGAACUGCUGGGUUGGCAGAAGCUGGGGCUAACAAUGGGAGCUCACCCCGUCUGUGGAUUCGAACCUACAACCUUCUGAUCAACAAGUUCUGCAGCUUAGCGGUUUAACCUGCUGCGCCACUGCAGCCCCCAGACGGGGCUUAUGCACCUUUAAUGAUUAUGUGGAAAGAGAACUUUGCAGGUGUGGCACAUUGGAUGCUAAAGAUGGAGAAAUUUCUUCUCUAAAGCAAGGACACAACAUGUUCUUGGCAAGAUUUGUUCAAGGGGACUUUGCCUUUGCUUUCCUCUGAGACUAAGAGAAUGUGACCUGCUUAGAAAUUGUUAAUUUGACAAUCUUACAAUGUAGGUAAAUAUAUGACCUUUAAAGGCCUACAUGGUUUGGGUUCAAGUUACCUAUAGGAUCAUCUUCUCCCUUACAAUCCUCCCCUUGGGAUACUUGGUGGAUACUUACUUCAAAAAUCCAGAACCUGACUGACAGCUGUCACCCAGAGGACCUUUUCAUUGGCCAUGUUUUCAUCUAUAUAUUUUAUGGUAUGCAUUAAAUGGUGUAUUUCUAUCUAUGUAUUUUAUUGUAUGCAUUUUAUGUUCACAUGUUUUGACUUUGUUGUGCCCCACCUUGAGCCAACAGGAGAGGCAGGUAAUAAAUUAAAUGUAUUAUUAUUUGAUACACAACUAGAUUAGUACACGGCAAACGAGAUCACUAUGUUGGCUGUUGUAUUGGAUCAUAUGUCAGACACUUCUCAAGUGUCCAGGACUGUGUGAUGUAUCAGCGAAUAAUGCAAAAGGGUGGCCUUUUGCAGCUGACAGAUGGUAAUUUUGUCAGCACCAAUUGUUUUCAAGUGCAGGAUUGUCUUUAGGCACUGCACCCAGUGUGCCGAUCACCACUUGGACCAUCUUUACUGGCGUGUGCCAAAGUCUUUGCAGUUUGAUCUUUAAAUCCUCGUAUCAUGCCAGCUUUUCCAGUUGCUUCUCGUCAAUUCUACUGUCGCCUGGGAUUGCAACAUCGAUUAUCCAUACUUUGUUUUUUUUCCCGACGAUCAUGAGGUCAAGAAUAUUGUGCUCCAAAACUCUAUCAGUCUGAAUUUGAAAGUCCCAGAGUAGUUUGACAUGUUCAUUCUCUGUAACUUUUUCCAGCUUGUGAUCCCACCAGUUCUUUGUCACAGGCAGAUGGUAUUUGUGGCACAAGGUCCAAUGGAUUAUCUAAGGAAACGGUAUUAUGCCUCUACUUGUAGUCCAUCUGCGCGAUCUCUUGUAGCAGCUGACGAUGUGAUCCAUCUUUUGUCUGCUUCCUUACAGAGCCUGCACUUGGAAUCUGUCAUCGACUUUUCAAUUCUGGUUUUGAUGGCAUUUGUUCUAAUUGCUUGUUAUUGGCCUGCAAGAAUCAGGUCCUCGGUCUCCUUUUUCAAAGUUCCAUUUAUCAGCCACAUCCAUGUUUUUUCCUUGUCAAUUUAGCGCUCAGUUUUUACCAGGAACUGUCCAUUAAGAGUCUUAUUUGUCAGUUUUCUCUUCUGCUCUGCAUUGUAUUUUUACGGUAUUCACUCUUUGUCUUUUGCACUUUAAGCUUUCUACUAUUGACUCCUAUUGAUGUUGGUUCUUGACUGUCUUUCACAUAAUCUUCCAGGGCAUGUUUCUCUUCUACAGUUCGUUUCACUUGCAGAAGCUCUCUGCCUCCUGAUUUCCUGGACAGGUAAAGUCUGAUGACAUCACUACAUGGGUGUAAUGAGUAGUGGAUUGUCAUUAUUAUUAUUAUUAUUAUUAUUAUUAUUAUUAUUAUUAUUAUUAUAAGUAUGACACAGCAAACAAGAUAGAUAUGCUGGUUUUCGUUUCACAAAAUCACAAGUCGAACACUUCCCAAGUGUCUAGGACUGUGUGAUGUAUUUUCGCAUGAUGCGUGCAGAUUCCAGUAGGGUGGCCUUUUGCAGUUGGCAGAUCGUAAUUUUGUCAAUGUCUAUUGUUUCCAAAUGGCUGAGAUCUUUUGGCAUGGCACCCAAUGUGCCCAUCACCACCAGGACCACCUGUACUGGUUUCUGCCAGAGUCUUUGAAGUUCAAUCUUGAAGUCCUGAUAGUGGCUGAGUUGUUGUUGUUGUUGUUGUUGUUCUUCUUGUUGUUGUUGUUGUUGUUGUUGUUAUUAUUAUUAUUAGGAAUGGACCGCUGUGGCAAGUCCAAUGGUUACUUUUAUGCCUUGGGAUCCACAUGGAUUAUUUUGAAAAAUUGAACAAAAACAACCACCCUCAAAUGGCAAGAGCUCUAUAUUUAGUUGUCAAAAUUUGAUAUUUUGAGGUUUAAACAGUACAGAGAGCAUGCAAACUAUUGAAAAGAUAUUUGCCUUCCAAUGUUUUGCAGGUGAAAACAGUGACCCAUGUUGUCAAGCAAUAAUGGUCACGAUGGCAAAAUUAGGAAUGCCAAAACCCCUCUGAUCUUGGAUGCUAAGAAAGGUCAGCCCUGGGUUUAUACCUGAAUAAGAGACCACUAGUAAAUCCCAGGUGCUGUGGGCUGCAUUUCAGAGGAAGGAACGUGCAAAACCACCUUUGAGUAUUCCUUGCCUAAGAAAACCCUGUGAAAAAUGCAUGUGGCCGUCCAAGUUGACAGGUGACUUAAAGGCACAUACAAAUUAUGCAUUAGAAAGGCACAUAUCCUUCAUUUUUUUUAAAAAAAGAGUGCCAGCUUGAGAUACGAUAACAAUAUUGCUGUAACAAUGUUAACGAUGCAGGUAACAAAUUUUUCUCAAAGUGCUUUAUUGUGUUGCAGUUUUAAAAACACCCAAGUGAGUCCUUUGAAUUUGCCAGUGACUCCUUCUCUCCAAUAUCCUAUUUCUUUGCUUCCUUCAUCUGUGUACUAGUUUUCAGUUCGAAAAAGCUCCAUGACAAUUCAGCUGGUGUUCAUCAUAAUUUGCACUUCAUCCUGCCCUUCUCCCACCCCAAAUGUGAGAUCUGGCUAAUUAGUCACAUACGUUAUAGGGCUAGCGACUGCGAGACAGUCUCGUCUGGUUCCAAUCUUAAUGUUAUUUCUUGUGGCUGAUGACCUUGUUUUAAGCAAUGCUUCACAUCCCCAAACGGCCCCUCUUCUCAUCCUUCACCCCUCCUCCCCAUUAAAGCUGCCUUGUUUGCUUUUUGGUGCCACAAAUCUAAUUCCAAUUAGCAAUUCUGUCUGCAUUUUCAUGCCAUUGCACAAAUGUUCCAGAGAGAUUCUGGCAACAUAGAGAUGGAGUGAAUUUCCAAUCCCCAAGAAGGCAGUCAUUACUAAAAGCUUGCAAACAGAUUAUGUUAUUGCUAAUAAUAGAGCUACAAAUGCUCAGUAGUUAUGAUAGUCUUGUUGUUUGAUAGGAGCUGAGGUUUGCGGGGACCGAAACAUCUCCCUAAGUUUGUUUCUGCUAUGGAUGCUGACUUCUCUCUGGCUGGAUCCUUUCUACCUUUCAAAGCUGGAGGAGAGGGAAUCUAGCAGGAAUACUUUUGCUAUUUACAGGCGAGCAUCCCUUAUGCAAAAUGCUUGGGACCAGAAGUGUUUGGGAUUUUGGAAUAUAAGUGUAGAAUCCCUUAUCUGAAAUACCAGAAAUAUUUUGGAUUUUGGAAUACCUGUAUUUGCAUUAUAUCUUGGAGAUGGGACCGAAGCCUAAGCACGAAAUUCCUGUAUGUCAUAUUCACCUUAUACACAUACCUUAACGUUUCUUCUUCUUCAUUCACACAGUUGUUUCCAACUCUUUGUGACCUCAUGGACCAGUCCACGCCAGAGUUCCCUGUCGGCCGUCACCGUCCCCAGUUCCUUCAAGGUCAAGCCAGUUACUUCAAGGAUACCAUCCAUCCAUCUCGCCCUUGGUCGGCCUCUCUUCCUUUUUCCUUCCAUUUUCCCCAGCAUCAUGAUCUUCUCCAAGCUUUCCUGUCUUCUCAUGAUGUGGCCAAAAUACUUCAUCUUUGCUUCUAGUAUCCUUCCCUCCAGUGAGCAUUAUUUCCUGGAGGAUGGACUGGUUGGAUCUUCUUGCGAUCCAAGGCACUCUCAGGAUUUUCCUCCAGCACCAAAGUUCAAAAGCAUCUAUCUUCCUUCGCUCAGCCUUCCUUAUGGUCCAGCUCUCGCAACCAUAGGUUACUACGGGGAAUACCAUUGCUUUAACUAUGCGGACCUUCGUUGCCAGUGUGAUGUCUCUGCUUUUCACUAUUUUAUCAAGGUUGGCCAUUGCUCUCCUCCUAAGAAGUAAACAUCUUCUGAUUUCCUGGCUACAGUCUUCAUCUGCAGUCAUCUUCGCGCCUAGAAAUAUAAAGUCUGUCACUGCCUCCAACCUUAAAGGUAACUUUCAAUUUCAAUUUCUGUUUUAAAAUACCAGACUUGUAAGAAGAAGAAUAGCAUGCAAGCAUUGAGAGGUUUCUUAAGGAAGGGCUGGAAACUUCUCUCCUUCCAGGCAAGACCCUCCAGGCAUGAGGAUGAACGGAUCUGAUUUUAUGUUUGAAAUUUAUAUUUUGUAAUUUAUAUAGUAUUUUAAUAGUUUUAAUUGUUUUAUGCAUUGUUUGAUAUUGAUUUUGUAUGGGCAUCAAAUUGCUGCCAUUACUGUAAGCCGCCCUGAGUCCCUUCGGGUGAGAAGGGCGGGAUAUAAAUGUGAGAAAUAAAUAAUAAAUAAUUCAUGCAAUUUAUUUUAAUAAUUUUGUGCAUGCAACCAAGGCCCCUUCUAUACUGCCAUAUAAAAAUCCAGAUUAUUUUUCUUUGAACUGGAUUAUAUGGCAGUGUAGACUCAUAUAAUCUAGUUCCAAACAGAUACUGUGCAUUAUCUGUUUUGAUAAUCUGGAUUAUAUGGCAGUGUAGAAGGGACCUAAUUAAGAAUGAAUAAUCCCCUCAUUUCAUCUUGAUCUAGAAAUAGCCCUUUUAGCUAAGAUUUCUCUUCUAAUUUUCAUACUGGAAAAUAAGUUUGCUCUGAGUAUAUAUGUUAGGCUGAAGGACAAGCUGUGAGCAACUGUGGUAGGCACUUCAUGCAUCACAGUUAAUGGCACCAUGCGGGGACAGAAACCUCAAAGCUUGUGUUGAUCCUCAAUGGGCAGCCCUGGGGAGAAAUGCUUGUGAUGGUUUGCCAUCUCUUUCCCAUGAAUAUUCAUGAAUAAAGUUGUUUCCCCCCCUUGA
Molecule: messenger RNA, 8069 nt
Organism: Anolis carolinensis (green anole)
Lineage: Eukaryota; Metazoa; Chordata; Lepidosauria; Squamata; Anolidae
Product: inner centromere protein-like
Exons: 11
Coding region: 1442-2770 (442 amino acids)
Biological process (GO): mitotic cytokinesis; meiotic spindle midzone assembly; metaphase chromosome alignment
Cellular component (GO): meiotic spindle midzone; kinetochore; chromosome passenger complex
Source: RefSeq, a predicted model, not a curated record